Molecule: messenger RNA, 1446 nt
Organism: Trichoderma atroviride IMI 206040
Lineage: Eukaryota; Fungi; Ascomycota; Sordariomycetes; Hypocreales; Hypocreaceae
Molecular function (GO): protein binding
Source: RefSeq, a predicted model, not a curated record
AUGCUACCAAGAUCGAUAUACACCCUCUUGGCCCUCAGCCUCGGCGCCUCGGCCUGGGACCAGGCGCCCGCCCUCCCCGGCAAAGGCGCUCCCAUCUCCAGCGCGGACCGCAUCUACACCGGCGACCAGUCGUCCAACACAAUCACCGUCAUCCAGCCCAGCACCGGCGCUGUGCUGGGCACCAUCAGCCUGGGCGACCUGCGACUGGGCAGCAACCUCAACCCGCAGUACGUCAAGGCCGUGGGCUCGCACGGGCUGGGCUUCUCGCCCGACGGCAAGCUGGUGGUGUCGCUGGCCGUGACGAGCAACACGGUGACGGUGUUGCGCACCGAGGACAACUCGGUCGUGUCGCAGUCGUCGGUGGACCGCAACGCGCACGAGGCCUUUUUCCAGCACGACAACCGCCACGUCUGGGUGGGCACCCGGGGCGUCGACCGCAUCGACAUCGUCGACGGCCUCUUGGGCGGCGUCGUCGGCUACGUCGAGUCGUGGGGCGGGCCCAGCAAGGUCGUCUUCAGCCCCGACGGCAAGACGGCGUAUGCGAACCACAUCCGGUCGCCGUCGCUGUCCGUCAUCGACGUUGCGCAGCGCCGCGUCGUCGCCAACAUCACGGGCCUCGCCGACGUCUUCUCGUCCGACAUGAUGAUCUCGCCCGACGGCCAGCGGCUCUGGGCGGCGCACAAGAUGGUCGGCAAGGUGUCCGUCAUCGACCUCGAGGCCCGCAGAGUCGUUGGCGCGCUCGACACCGGCGCCGAGACCAACCACGCGCAGUUUGCCGUCGUCAACGGCACCAUGCAUGGCUUCGUGACCGUGGCGGCCACCAACGAGACCAAGAUGUACGCGCAGCCCCGUGCGAGCGAGAUGCCCGUCUAUCUCGGCGCCAUCGCGGCCAGCGGCGUCGAGCCUCACGGCCUGUGGCCCAGCGCCGACAACACGCGCCUGUACGUCGUCAACGAGCACUCGGACACGGUCGACUUCAUCGACCUGACGGCCUCUCCGCCAAAGGUCGUCAAGACGGUCAACGUCGGCCAGGAGGGCCAGGCGCUCAUCUACGUCUCCGGCGCUGUUUCUGCAGCCAGCAACGGCACGCAGAAUCUCGGCAAGCAGGGCCUCUUCAACAAGCCCGCGCUCAACAAGCUGCUCACUGAAGCUUCGGUUCCAUCUUCCAAGUACACUUCCAACGGCAGCCCGCCGCCAACAGGCCUCGUCACGGUAAGGCCAGAGUCUGGGCUGGACAUGCUGCAGGUCAUUGGGCGCAACUUGAGGCUCAACACGACGUACACCGUUUCAGCCAAGAUUGCAAACUCGCUAAUUCCACUGGUUGAUUUCAACGCGACGUCGCCGACGGGCCACGGAUGCGGGACGGCACCGCAGGUGCUGGCCUUUCUGAAGUUUAUCGGCGUAUAUGAUAUCGACAAUCUGGUGAUGACAUCCAAGGGCGAGUGA